Vigna unguiculata (cowpea) is the source of this 977-nucleotide messenger RNA. Its product is annotated as large ribosomal subunit protein uL30x. Gene Ontology annotation, cellular component: cytosolic large ribosomal subunit. The record is from RefSeq and is a predicted model, not a curated record. Gene Ontology annotation, molecular function: RNA binding; structural constituent of ribosome. Lineage: Eukaryota; Viridiplantae; Streptophyta; Magnoliopsida; Fabales; Fabaceae. Gene Ontology annotation, biological process: maturation of LSU-rRNA from tricistronic rRNA transcript (SSU-rRNA, 5.8S rRNA, LSU-rRNA).
AUAAAACACGAAAAUAUUUCUGUUUUGUGACCUUUCCGCCGUGUUGCAAGCAGCGUAACAUCGAGUGAGGAUGGGCGAAGGGGAAGCAAAAGCGUUGGUUCCGGAAUCAGUGGUGAAGAAGGAGAAAAGGAAUGAAGAGUGGGCUUUGGCCAAAAAACAGCAACUGGAAGCAGCCAAGAAAAAGAGGUUUGAAACUCGGAAAUUGAUUUUUAGCAGAGCCAAACAGUACGCUAAGGAAUACGAGGAGCAGCAAAAUGAACUAAUUAGGUUGAAGCGUGAAGCCAAGCUUAAGGGAGGGUUUUAUGUUGACCCUGAAACUAAGCUCUUGUUCAUCAUCAGGAUUCGUGGUAUCAAUGCCAUGGAUCCCAAAACAAGGAAGAUUCUGCAGCUUCUGCGUUUGAGACAGAUUUUUAAUGGCGUCUUUCUUAAAGUGAACAAAGCAACCUUGAAUAUGCUGCAUAGGGUAGAGCCUUAUGUUACCUACGGGUACCCUAAUUUGAAGAGUGUAAAAGAAUUGAUCUACAAGAGGGGCUUUGGAAAAGUCAACAAGCAGAGAAUUCCUCUGACCGACAAUUCUAUUAUUGAACAGACUUUGGGGAAGCAUGGGAUCAUUUGCAUUGAAGAUCUGAUCCAUGAGAUCAUGACUGUUGGACCUCACUUCAAGGAGGCAAACAAUUUUCUAUGGCCUUUCAAGCUCAAAGCUCCCCUGGGUGGUUUGGAGAAGAAAAGAAAUCAUUAUGUUGAAGGAGGUGACGCUGGCAACAGGGAAAAUUACAUAAAUGAGCUCAUUAGAAGGAUGAAUUAGUUUUGUCCUAUUGUCGUUACAAAAAAUUUUGAGGCUAUGACAAUUUUUGUUUGUGCAUUUAUUAUUUCGAAUGUGUGAGCUGAUUGAGGUAUUGAUUCAUUAGUGGCCUGUUAUUAUUCUUUCGAAGAUUACCCUAAAUUUAUAUAUAUAACUUGAUCUAGACAUUUCAAUU